ACGCUACCUGAAAAUACAAACGCGAACCCAAUCAAAUCCAUAAACACCACUGAAAUAAUACUGGAUGAACAUGAUAAAAGAAUCAACAAGCGGUAUUGUGGUGAGGAAAAUUGUCGAUUCUUGUUUGCUUAUCACCCUACAGAACAAGAAUCACAAGCAAACAUGCAUUUCAUGUCCUUUGCCCAAAUUGCUGAACGUCUCAACAGAACUCUUGUGCUUACCAACGUAGGUAACUCUCGCAUACAAGCUUGUAGAAAACACCCAUUCAGCUUCUACUUCAACGUCGACGAAUUCCGUCAUAGAUUUCCCAACGUUCGCAUGAUCACCCAAUCGGAUUUUCGGCAAUGGACCAUCGAUCGCAAGAGAAAGCCCGAAACCUACUGGAGUUGGAUUCAACCACGUGACAAUCCGUUCAAAGUCGAAUACCUAAAACCCUAUCCCAGAUUAUUAAAGGGACGUGAAUGCCUAAAGCAGUUUAAAUUCGUGUUAAAUCAUAAAACUGUAUUCAAAAAAAUAUUCCUGGGUGUAAAUUUUCUAUGGACACAGUCGGAAAUGGAUAUAGCGGUGACAAAAUUCAUGUUGCAACAACUGAACAUCACCAAAGAGGUGUUAUUAUUAGAACAUAGGUUGCCUAAAUUGUUAUUUAAAGACCCAGAAAAAGUUCCACCCAUACCUUAUGCCGAAAAGUUAGUUCAAUCUGCAGCCAACGUCUCGGAUUUCAUUCGACCGUAUGUGGGAAUACAUUGGCGUAUGGAACAAGGUAAUCCGAAAAUGAUGCCGAAAUGUGCACGUCGAUUGGUCAAGUACCUAAAAUCUCUCAAAGAUCACACCAGCAUUGAGAAUGUAUAUUUGGCCACCGAUUACCCUUUACUUGGAUCGAAGUCACACAAAGCACAAUCAUCAACAUUCCGAGAUUUAGGUCCAAAACACCACGAGGCAUUUGGGAUAUUAACAAAAUAUUUGAACGAGAGUAAACGUAUGCACACGUGGGUUUCGACCAAUGUGUUGGGCUAUUUGCCUAUGGAUGAAGGCUUGAUGGAUGAGUUCAGAGAAUCCGGGAUACAAGGCAUUGCGGAUAAGUUGAUGUUGAUAAAUGCCACGUGGUUUGUAAGUGGCCCAAAAGGCUGUGCUCGUACUUCGAGUACCUUCACUAAGAGGAUUAAAGAUUUUCGGAGGAGGAUUUUGGAGGGGGGUAAUAAGAGACUGUGGAAUAUUCAUGAGAGAUGGCAUUAA
This is a messenger RNA of Acaulospora morrowiae, 1233 nucleotides long. Lineage: Eukaryota; Fungi; Glomeromycota; Glomeromycetes; Diversisporales; Acaulosporaceae. The record is from the annotation of a GenBank genome assembly.